Rosa chinensis is the source of this 2233-nucleotide messenger RNA. Its product is annotated as ACT domain-containing protein ACR1. The transcript is spliced from 7 exons. Lineage: Eukaryota; Viridiplantae; Streptophyta; Magnoliopsida; Rosales; Rosaceae. The coding region runs from base 526 to 1950 and encodes 474 amino acids. The record is from RefSeq and is a predicted model, not a curated record.
AGUCUCAGUCCUCUACCAAAAAAAAAAAAAAAAUCUCAGUCCCUCCUGGGAAGGCUCGAUCAACCCUAAAACAACACGUUUUUCUGUUCCCCACAAAAAUAGUAAAGAAAGCAACAGAGGGCGAAAGCCAGAGUUUUUGGGUUUUUACUGUUUUUUUUCUCUGUCUUUUUUUUUUUUUUUUCAGGGUUUCUGUGUUUGUUAUAUUAAUCGAUGACCAUCCAUGAUCCAUCCCAUCUGUUUCGGUUCUAUAUAUUUUUCUCACCAGCAAACAUUCUUUUCUAAAUUUAGGGACAUAUAUAGCUAGGACUCACUGUUCCUAGCUAAGCUAUUCUAACGCCUUUGAAUUUUCCACAAACCAAGAAUCAAAACUCUCUCUUCAAUUCUUCCUCUGUUGAAUUUCGCUUCUGUGUACAAUAGAACGGCUCUGUGUGUGUGUUCAGGUAUAGCAAACCAGCAAUGUCAUCUCCUUGCUGCAACAAAGCAGCUGCAAACUCAGUGUUGUACAUGUGUUGAAAAUUGAAGAAGAUGGAAAUAAUUUACCAGCCCUAUAUCGACCCCGAGUACGAAUGCCUCAUCGAAAGAAUCUACCCGCCGUGGGUUUGUAUCGACAACGACACAUGCAAAGAUUGCACCCUCGUGAAGGUUGACAGUGCAAACAAGCACGGGAUUUUACUGGAGAUGGUCCAAGUUUUGACAGAUCUUGAUCUUGUUAUUUCCAAAUCUUAUAUCUCCUCUGAUGGUGGAUGGUUUAUGGAUGUGUUCCAUGUGACGGAUCAACUCGGCAACAAAAUCACUGACGAGAGCAUCAUACUUUACAUUCAGCAGGCACUUUGUGCUAAAAGGGGAGUGAUUGCAAAAGAGGCAAGACUAUGCCUAGGAAAAGAAGUGGCACCGGGAGCGAAUGAUUUAGCCCUAGAAAUGACCACCAAGGACCGACCGGGCUUGAUGUCCGAGAUCUCCGCGGUCCUGGUUGAGCUCGGCUGCAACAUAACUGCUGCCGUGGCUUGGACCCACAGCACCCGUGCGGCGAGUAUCUUCUAUGUCGAAGAUGGGCUGGACGGAGGGCCCAUCACGGACCCAAUACGGCUAGCAAAUGUCCAAGAGCAGCUAGAAAAUGUAAUUGAAGCCCAUCACGAGGAGGGCGAGAAGAGGAGUGUGAGGCUGACUACCCCCGCGGUCGGACGGACCCACACAGAGCGGCGGCUCCACCAAUUGAUGUACGGGGACGAUGACUACGAGAUGUGUCGGGGUUGCGAUGGCGGUGAUAAAGGACACAAGAAGGGUUGUGAUCGAACCCAUGUGUCGAUAGAGAGUUGCAAGGAGAAGGGGUAUUGGAUUGUCAAUGUAAGAAGCAAAGACCGUCCUAAGCUGUUGUUUGACACAGUUUGUGCUCUCACUGACUUGGAAUACGUUGUGUUCCAUGCUCUGGUUUCUUCCGGGGGCACCAUGGCUGAUCAGGAAUAUUUUGUAAGGCACAAGGAUGGCUACACUUUGAACGCAGAGAGUGAAAGGCAAAAGCUCACUCUAUGUUUAGUUGCUGCAAUAGAGAGAAGGAUCUCAGAAGGAUUGAGACUUGACCUCUGUGCCAAAAACCGGAUGGGACUAUUAUCAGACAUCACAAGGGUCUUCCGAGAGAGUGGUUUAUCAAUAUCAAGAGUCGAUGUUGGAACAUACGGUGAGAGAGCGGUGGGAUCAAUCUAUGUCACAGAUGCUUCAGGUCACGAUGUGAAUCUGAACACAGUGGAAUUGGUGACAAAGGAAAUUGGAGGAUCUGCCAUUGCGGUUCACAAAUCACAGAAGUGGGCUGCUCAUGGUUCUUCAUCAAGGACAAGCCAGAGAGUACCAAACACGAGAGUAGAAGAUGAAGGAAAACCAAGACCGUCAUUUGGAAGUUUGCUCUGGGCUCAACUGGAGCGCCUUUCCAGCAGCUUUGGACCCAUUAGAUCAUAAAGGAGCUUCAGGUUACUUCCGUGGUGUUUUGUUGUAUUCAUGAAUGUCAUACAUCUGUACAUAAAUGUGUAGAAUCAGGAGUCAAGAGUAGCUUUUCUCUCCUUCCUAGCCAGCUAGCUUAUGGAAGUUCAAUUAAGAUGAUCUAGAUCGUUUUUCUUUUGUAGGAAGAUUUCUUCAUCUAGACCUUUCUUCUUUUGGAAGAUUUGGAACUGAUUUAAUCCUACCAAUAUCCUAAUCUCAUGCCACUUGAGCUAAGGCUCAUUGGUACAGAUUAGUUAGCAUA